Messenger RNA from Cyclopterus lumpus (lumpfish), 3763 nucleotides. It is a transcript of the gene dis3l, whose product is annotated as DIS3 like exosome 3'-5' exoribonuclease. NCBI's taxonomy places the organism in Eukaryota, Metazoa, Chordata, Actinopteri, Perciformes, Cyclopteridae. The record is from RefSeq and is a predicted model, not a curated record. Gene Ontology annotation, molecular function: RNA binding; 3'-5'-RNA exonuclease activity. The transcript is spliced from 18 exons. The coding region runs from base 70 to 3237 and encodes 1055 amino acids. Gene Ontology annotation, cellular component: cytoplasmic exosome (RNase complex). Gene Ontology annotation, biological process: rRNA catabolic process.
GCCCCGCGUUGGUUCCGGGUCUCGAGUUGUUUACUAGCGUCGCUGCCCCGCGCGUGCGUGUCGGAGAGGAUGAUCAAGACCGAGAGGGUCCUGCACCUGAAGAGCUGCCGCGGCCGCAAGGUGCGCGUGGUGCGCGAGCACUACCUGAGGGAGCGCGUGCCGUGUUACAGCGCGCUGUGUGCGGCGGGCUGCGACAACCGAGAUGGCAAAGUGCUGCCGGGAGACCUGACCCACUACGUGGUCCCCGACGUCGGGGUGGUGGUGGACUACCUGGAGGUCCUGGAGGUCAGAGAGCUGCAGGGCAUCGUCUUCACGCAGACCGCCUGCCAGGCCCUGCAGCACGCCAAGGGCCGCAGGCAAUACAACCGUCUCAGAAACCUGCUCAAAGACCCUCGACACGACUGUGUGCUGUUCACCAAUGAGUUCCAGGAGUAUUCCUACUGCCCCCGAGAGAAGGGGGAGAGCCAGGACCAGUGGCAGACCAGGUGUGUGUACUCUGCAGCGGUGUGGUACUACAACCACCUGGCCGGUAUGAAGGACGUGGUGAUGAUCACGGAGGACCGGGAGGCCGUCGCUCAGUACGGCAGCCUCAACUCCGGAGUCUACGUCAUCUCCGUCCGGGAUUUUUUGCUAAACUUCUGGCCGGAGCUGCAGGCGGCGCACGAGCUGUACAGCUCCGUGUCUCUGGCGCUGCAGGAGAAGGAGAGCGAGGUCUCGGAGAGAGAGUACGCCGAACAUCUGCCCGCCGAGGUCCUGGAGGCCGGCAUCAAGUCUGGGCGGUACAUUCAGGGCACUCUGAACAUCAGUAAGCACCGGGCGCACAGCGAAGCCUCCAUCACGGCCGAGGGUUUGUCCAACAAGAACUCCGAUCUGAGUUGGGGCGUGUUGGUGAGCGGCGCCAAGAACCGCAACAGAGCCGUGCACGGCGACGUGGUCGCGGUGGAGCUGUUGCCGAGGAGCGAGUGGAGAGGGAAGGACACGGCUCUGACCGAGGGUCGGGGGGAGGAGGCGGGCGGAGAGGACGGCGGCAGGAAACCCAUGCCGACCGGCCGCGUGGUGGGGGUCCUGCAGAGGAACUGGAGGGACUACGUGGUCACCUUCCCCCCCCGAGAGGGGCCUCCGCCCCAGAGCAGGAACUCCCAGCGCAUCCUGGCGGUUCCCUGGGACCAUCGCAUCCCCAAGAUCCGCAUCAGCACCCAGCAGGCCGACGCGCUGCAGGACCACAGGGUGGUGGUGCGCAUCGACUCCUGGGAAAGCACGUCGCUGUACCCCAACGGCCACAGCGUGCGGGUGCUGGGUCGGGCCGGCGAGCUGGAGACGGAGGUCCAGACCGUCCUCAUAGAGAACUGCAUCCACGUGCCCCCGUUCUCCGACGCACAGCUGAAGGAGAUGCCGGUGAACUGUCCCGAGAGGCCGUGGGCGGUGGAUCCGGCCCAGGUGGCUCAGCGGCGCGACCUGCGGGACAGCCACCUGGUGUUCAGCAUCGACCCGCCGGGCUGCGAGGACGUGGACGACGCGCUGUCGGUGCGCAGCCUCGCCGGGGGGGCGCGGCUGGAGCUCGGCGUCCACAUCGCCGACGUCACCCACUUCGUGGCCGAGGGCUCGCUCACCGACCUGGAGGCCCGCACCAGGGCAACAACGUACUACCUGGCCGACCGCCGCUACGACAUGCUGCCCGCUGUCCUCAGCGCCGACCUCUGCUCUCUGCUGGGGGGAGUCGACAGGUACGCGAUGAGCGUGAUGUGGGAGCUGGAUGCCCAGACCCUCUCCGUGGUCCGGGUCUGGUACGGCCGGACCCUCAUCCGGUCCUCCUACCAGCUGCACUACCAGCUGGCCCAGGCGCUCCUCGACGGGGAGCCGGCCGAGGUGCCGGAGCUGGCCGGGCUCGGGUCCGAGGAGAGGGGGGGCGAGCUGGCUCGGCUCACCGGGGCCCUGGAGACCCUGACCCGGGUGGCCAGGAACCUCCGGGCCCAGAGGAACCGAGGAGGAGCGCUGGAGCUGGAAGGGGUGGAGGUGCGAGCCCAGCUGGAUGAGGAGAGGAACAUCACAGCCCUGGUCCCCCGUCAGCCUCUGGAGGUCCAUGAGACCGUGGCCGAGUGCAUGAUCUACGCCAACCACUGGGUGGCGCGCAAGAUCCAGGAGUCCUUCCCCCACCAGGCCCUGCUGAGGAGGCACCCGCCCCCCCGGCAGGAGUUCUUCAGCCAGCUGGUGGACACGGCCGCCGCCAGAGGGUUCUCCGUGGACACCAGGACCAACAAGGCUCUGGCGGACUCUCUGGACCGGGCUGAGGACCCUCGGGACCCGCUGGUGAACCGGCUGCUGAGGAUCAUGGCCACCACCGCUAUGUCGCAGGCGCUGUACUUCUCCACCGGCCUCCAGGCCCAAGACCAGUUCUACCAUUACGGACUGGCUCUGGACCGCUACACUCACUUCACGUCGCCCAUCCGCCGCUACGCCGACAUCUUGGUGCACCGCCUUCUGGCCGCGGCCAUCGCCGUGGACCGGGGGUCCGAUCCCGGCGGAGCGGUGGCCAGCAACAAAGAGCUGGAGGAGACGGCUCGGCACAUCAACACCAAGAACCGGGCGGCCCAGCGGGCCCAGAAGUCGUCCACCGAGCUGUUCCAGUGCCUCUACUUCAAAGACAGAGACCCUCAGUCGGACCAGCGCUGCGUGGCCGACGCCGUCGUCUACUCCAUCCGAGACAACGGCGUGCUGGUGUUCGUCCCCGAGUACGGAGUGAAAGGCCCGGUGUACAUGAAGAACCGAGAGGGCGAGGUGGCGGCGGUCGGACAGGACGGCCGCUGCACGUGGCAGAGCGGCGCCGUGCAGCGCCACUCGGACCGCAUCACCACCACCUCCGGCUGCGGCAGCGCCACCUUCAGGCUGUUCGACCACAUCACCGUCCGUAUUUCCGUGCGCUCCACUCACUGCCACGCGGACGCUCUGGUUCUGGAUCUCGUGGUCAACGGGCCUCACCGCCGCGCCGCCGAGCCCUCGGCGCCGCCGCCGCGCUCUCAGGGCCGCAGCAGCCAGCUGGUCCGGGAGGUGGUGCGUCAGGCCGAGGAGGCGUCGCAGCAGGCCCAGGAGAAGGAGGCCCGGAGGCCCGAGCUCUCCAGAGAGGAGAGGGAGUUCAGCCAGACCAAGACCCCCAACCUGUACUCCCUCCUGGAGGAGGUCCGGGAGCUGGCCCUGCUGGACCCGGACGGGGUCUCGCGCCUCUGUGCCUCCACGGCCUAGUUUCUAAUGGAUCAUGACGGGAGGUUCAUCAAUCAGACUUUUAGCAUUUACACCUGAACAUGCUCGAUAAUGCAAAGUGUGAAUUUAGUUAUUUGAUAUUAAAACAGGAUCAUUGAUUCAUAUUCGACACGACGAACAACGCUGAUUAUCUGAGAAUUACUAAACUAUGAAGAGUGAUCUUAGUGUACGAGCCUAAUAUUGAUAUAUUUAUACAUCAUAUACAGUUUGGGCCAAUAUGUUUAUUAUUAAUAAAAAGAUGAUAAACUUAUUGAUCGGCGAGGAAAUUCAGUAUUACAGAAGUAGAAAGUGUUAUUUUUAAUUAUUGAUUGAGAUGUAAAUGAAUGUAAUCGAUCUUUUUGUGAACCCCAUAAUAAUCUUUAAAGUGACGACGUGCAGGUUUAUUGAUCAAGUGUUGACUAAUUGUUAUUGCAGAUUAUUUCUUUGUUUACAAUCAGUAUAUUUUUGUGACGUGUGGUUUGUAAACUGGAUGAAUAUUAAACUUUAAAGACAUUUAAUCAUAACUCAA